ACCUGAAGAUCAGAUAGUGCUUGUGGUGUGUCUCUGUUCUGCCCCCAGCCUUUGGAUAAAAGGACAACUCUUGCCAGUAAAAUCCAAAUCCUGAUGUGAAAUGAGUACAGACUUCCACAAGCUCCUUUUUGACAUUUCUGAGGCUUUGGCCACAGAUGAACUCGCUGCUCUGAAGUUCCUCAGCCUGGAGCACAUCCCCAUGAGGAAGCUGGAAGCCAUCCAGGAGCCCAAGGCCUUCUUCGAAGUGCUGCAGGAGAAGGACAUGAUUGAGGUGGGGAGCCUCUCUUUCCUGAAGGAGCUGCUCUACCGGAUCAAUCGGAUGGACCUCCUGGCUGCACAGCUGGGCUGCAGCCGAGAGGAGAUGGAGAGAGAGCUUCAGAUCCCAGGCAGGGCAAAGGUGUCAGCCUACAGGCAACUGCUAUAUGGAAUUGCAGAGGACUUGACUCCAGAAGAUGUCAAGAGCAUAAAGUUCCUGCUCCAAAAACAAAUACCAAAGAACAAACUCCAGGAUAAUGCUUCAAUGUUGAAGGUCUUAGUGGAAAUGGAAAGAAACGGGAUAAUUAAAGAAGAUGACCUCGCAAUGCUGAAAGAUAUAUUAAAGGGAGUUAGAGCUGACAUAAAGAAAAAAAUCGAUACCUAUGAAGAAAAAAAAAAAGAAAAUUAUUCUAAGGAAAAACUCCACUAUCCAGUGUCUGCAUCUGUGCAUACAGCAGAACAAGGAGCAGAGGGGGAGACACCACACCUGCUUGUGGAAUCAUAUAAGAUGAAAAAUAACCCCCAUGGUUACUGUGUGAUUCUUAAUAACUACAUUUUUAAAAAUCCGUAUGAAGCCAGAGAAGGAACAGUGAAAGAUGGAGAGGCUGUGAAGAGGGUCUUUAAGUGGCUUCAGUUUGAGACAGUUGAGCACAUGGAUCUAGAAGCAAAGCAAAUGUAUGCAAAAGUUAAAGAAUACAGCAAAAAAGAUCAUAGUAACAUGGACUGUUUUGUUUGCUUCAUUUUUUCCCAUGGUGAAAAAGACAAAAUAAAAGGCGUUGAUCAUGAGCUUAUAAAUAUUAAAGAUUUACUCUCCUGCUUCAGUGGAUCUAAUUGUCCUUCUCUUGCUGGCAAACCCAAGCUGUUUUUCAUCCAGGCUUGCCAAGGCUCUGUAGGUCAUCCAGCUGUCACAGUGAAAGAAGACUUUUCCAGCCUUCUUGAGACAGAUGCUACCCCUCUGACUUCCAUUCCUGAUCAGGCUGAUAUUCUGGUUGGCAUGGCUACAGUGGAAGACUAUGAGUGCUACCGCUGUACAAAGACUGGCAGUGUUUACGUUCAGUGCCUCUGUGACAAGAUGGAGUUGCUUUGCCCACUCCGCAAGGAUCUCAUAACCAUCCUGACAGAAGUGAACAAGGAAGUGGGAAGAAGAGUAUUAAAUGGAUGGAAGCAGAUGCCAAAGAUAACAUCAACCCUACGGAAGCAAUUGAUCUUCCAAAUUCCACAAUGUUAGUCAACUGAAAAGUAGAAAAAUAGGAAUACACUCAGUUGGGAAUCACAUCUGGAAUGGGCUUCCACAGGGAAGAGAAUUUGCAAGAGAAAUUGUCUGGAUCUAUGUAGUUAGUCCCAGUCCUACCAGGGGCCAUGGGACCUAAAUUUUCCAAUCCCGUGGUUAAUCAGUCUCCUGACACCAGGAUCUGUAGCAGUCUGGUAAGGCCGUAGAGGAGUACAGAUCUGGCUUUCUGUCCUGCAGAAGCAGUGGAGUCUGUUCAGUCUGGGUUUCAAGAGAGGAAGCACUUCCAGAUAGUGUGAUUUUUAAGAGUUAUUGGAAAUGGCAGUGGAAGUCUUAUUUCUGUCCGAGUUGUUGUAAGUCCCUGAAAUCUGAAGAAAAGAACAGAUGGAUUCAGAAUGCUAGAUCCCUUCCCAGGGAGCAUGUGUAAGAUUGUUAACUGAUUUACCCAGAGGUGAAUCACUGGCUGUCUCUGGAAGCUGUAUAAUUUUUCAUGGAAAAUAACAUCCCUGUCCAGAAGGACUGAAAAGUGAUGAUAAUACAAGUUUUAUUCUUUUCCUCCAAAUAUUUAGUUUGCUUUAUAUUACUAAUUUACUUGGCUAAACAGCACUGCUGUUUAGGUUUUUUAAUAGUAAGGGUUCUAAUUGUGUUUUUUCUCAGAGCUCUUAGGGGACUGUUUUGAAUGGCUGUCAGCCGCUGGAAGGAAGGUGCUGCUCCGUUAGAUCCACUGCUCUGAGAUGCCUUCUCCUGGCAACUGACUCUAGCUCCUGUGGACUCUUCUUUCUGUUGUAAUAAAUACUCUUCGUUUUCACAUCACCAUUGUUUGUGGUGUGUUUCUCUUUUGGAUGAGCUGACUGAGGUACAGUCACCAUGAUGAACACUUUUACUUCAGCAGCAGAAGUUAUUUUGCUCUUGUUGAAGUAUUGGAUGGCAGCCACCCCAGGGGGUAGCAUAUUGAUAUCCCUUCAUUAGCAGCUGAAGAGAUGGUAGGAAAGAAUAAGUUUAAGUUCAGGACUUUCAUGAUAAUGGCGGCUGAUGCCAGUGAGGCUGUUCUUAAUUUGCAUCCUCAGAAAUGUGUAGGUGGUAUGUGGGAGCUGUAUGGGAUUCUAAUAGCUACAUUCCUUUUGAGUUUAUAAAAAGAUAAAGGAUGGAUUUAAGACACUUCGUAACUUUUGCUUUUUUUAGUUUGUAUUUUUUGGAAAGCCAUGUCUAGCCAUAAAAGCAAGGGUUCUUUAUUUAAUCCUGCUUGUGUUCUUGAAGCAAAACUUCUUCAUUCUAAUUCCACACAAUGUGUUGGCAGUUGCAUUUUGCUCC
Haliaeetus leucocephalus (bald eagle) is the source of this 2794-nucleotide messenger RNA. It is a transcript of the gene CASP8, whose product is annotated as caspase 8, apoptosis-related cysteine peptidase. Bases 101 to 1483 code for a protein of 460 amino acids. Gene Ontology annotation, molecular function: cysteine-type endopeptidase activity; protein binding. The transcript has 8 exons. NCBI's taxonomy places the organism in Eukaryota, Metazoa, Chordata, Aves, Accipitriformes, Accipitridae. The record is from RefSeq and is a predicted model, not a curated record. Gene Ontology annotation, biological process: regulation of apoptotic process; apoptotic process; proteolysis.